AUGGAGGAAGAGAGGAGCCCGAAGAUGACAAGUGGGACCCGGGACACGACCGUGAACUCGUCUCCAGCGGUGGCGGCCAAUGCAGAGGGAGAGGAGAUCGAGAUUUUGGAAAGUACAGACGUACUACCCUCAGCAUCAGAGGAACAAUGGAAAACUAUGUUUGACAAGUAUGACCCAGGGCAUUCUGGCUUCAUCAGUACGGAGCGGUUCAGGGACCUACUGGCCACUCACAGCUCUGAGAUUGACCCUCACAAACUGGAAGUCCUUUUGGCCCUCGCUGAUGGCAAUGGCAAGAUCUGCUACAAAGACUUUGUCAACUUGAUGACCAACAAGCGCUCCAACAGUUUUCGGAGGGCCAUCCUUCAGGGCGGGCGGCAGCUGAAGGGGUGCAAUCUGCGCGACGAGGUGGGACUGGGACUGCCCCAAAGGCUGGUGCGGCACGUCGCCUACGAGACCCUCCCGCGAGAGGUGGACCGCAAGUGGUACUUUGACAGCUACACCUACUGCCCCCCACCAUGGCUCAUACUGGCCAUCACUAUAGCAGAGAUAGCAGUCUUCAUGUAUUAUGGGCUGAAGUUUGAGCGUCUUGUGCUGCAAGUGUCCAGUCCGUCUUUCCUCAAGAGCCCUUUGCCGUACCACCCCCAGCUGAGAGCGCAGGCCUGGAGGUACCUGAGCUAUGUCUUCAUGCACACAGGGAUUGAGCACCUCAGUCUGAACAUGGCCAUGCAGCUCUUGGUCGGGGUCCCUCUGGAGAUGGUCCACGGAGCUGCGCGGAUUGGCCUGGUCUAUGUGUGUGGCGUGUUAGCAGGCUCUCUGGCCGUUUCUGUCACCGAUAUGACUGCUCCUGUGGUUGGGUCGUCUGGUGGAGUGUACGCGCUUGUGUCUGCCCACCUGGCUAAUGUAGUGAUGAACUGGUCGGGAAUGAAGUGUCAGUUUAAGUUAUUCCGCAUGGCAAUGGCUCUUGUUUGCAUGAGUGUCGAGUUUGGUCGAGCAGUGUGGCUUCGGUUUUACCCACCAGCUUUUCCUCCAUGUCCAAAUCCAAGCUUUGUGGCCCACCUGGGAGGUGUGGUUGUGGGGUUGACUCUGGGAGUGGUCGUCCUCCAUAAUUAUGAACAAAAACUCCAGGAGCAGUCCUUGUUUUGGAUCUUCUUCUGCGUCUACACCUUGUUUGUGCUUUGUGCAGUUUUCUGGAAUGUAUUUGCAUACAGCUUACUCGAUGUACGACUCCCCCCACCACCGUGA
Molecule: messenger RNA, 1242 nt
Organism: Knipowitschia caucasica
Lineage: Eukaryota; Metazoa; Chordata; Actinopteri; Gobiiformes; Gobiidae
Source: the annotation of a GenBank genome assembly